Messenger RNA from Aphidius gifuensis, 2190 nucleotides. Its product is annotated as solute carrier family 66 member 2. Gene Ontology annotation, biological process: phospholipid translocation; retrograde transport, endosome to Golgi. The coding region runs from base 535 to 1236 and encodes 233 amino acids. NCBI's taxonomy places the organism in Eukaryota, Metazoa, Arthropoda, Insecta, Hymenoptera, Braconidae. The record is from RefSeq and is a predicted model, not a curated record. Gene Ontology annotation, cellular component: endosome; trans-Golgi network. The transcript has 5 exons.
UCACGGAGUACGCAUGCUCAGACACGCAAAAGUUUGCGUGUCAUAAGUUUUUGCACUCUAACGGUGAUUAUCUUUUCUACAAUAAUUGAUUAAAUAAAUAAAAAUACACUUGCUUAAUUCAACAGUUAAUUGAUCUUUUAUUAUUUAUUUAACAACGCAGUUAUCAUGAAAAAAAAACAAACCAAUAAUAAUAAAAAUAAUAUACUUGAUAAUAAAUUAAUAAAUCAAUUGUAAAAAAAAAAAAAGAAUUUUUUUUUUUUCAUUCUUUUUUUCAAUACGUUAAACUAACACAGACGCCAUGAAAAACAUUAUAUUUUUAUUUAUCAAAAAUUAUCUUUACUGUUAUCAAUGAUAAAAGAUAAUGGAUCUAUUUAUUUUUAUCAUUCAUCAUAAUAAUAAUGAUAAAUGUGCUUAACAGAUAUGUUAAUGUACAGCGAAAUAACCUAAAAUUAAUUGCCACUGUUAAUGCUGAAAGGCGUAGUGACAAUGUCGUGAUAGUUAAACAAAUAAAUUGUAUUAUUCAAAUAUUUAAGCAUGUACAAGAUAUUAGAAGAAAUGACGAUAAAGGAUAUUGCUGAUAGACUUGCUGAAGGUGUUAUGAUUUUUGGAGGAAUUAUACCAUACAUUCCACAAUAUAUUGAAAUUAAACAAAAAGAUGAUGCUGACGGUUUUUCAUUGUAUGUUUGUUUAGCACUAUUAAUUGCUAAUACAUUAAGAAUUUUUUUUUGGUUUGGCAAAAGAUUUGAAAAACCUCUACUUGUUCAAAGUAUUUUAAUGAAUAUAACAAUGUUAAUAAUGAUAAGGGUAUGCGUUACAGUACGAAACAAAAAUCAAAUAAUACGAUCAAAGGAUCGUGUAUUUACAGACUUCCAGUCAUAUGCAGAGUUUUUUCUACUGUUUGGUGUUCUUGGUGGAUUGUUGACAUACUUAUUUGUCGACUGUCAGGUGUUUGUUGAGAUUAUUGGAUUUUUGGCUGUUUUAACAGAAGCAGUAUUGGGUGUGCCUCAAUUUUGUCAAAAUUUACAAAAUAAAUCAACUGAUGGAAUGAGUAAAGCCAUGGUUGCCAUGUGGACUGCUGGUGAUGUUUUUAAAACAGGAUAUUUUUAUUGGCGUGAAUCUCCAAUACAAUUUACUAUUUGUGGAGGUUUACAAGUUUUCAUCGAUUUAGCAAUACUAUUUCAAAUAUAUAUUUAUAGAAUUAUUUCACCAUUACGACCAGAACUACGCACAGACUGAAAGAUACUUCAUGGAACCAUUAGUUCAGGAGUAGCCAUAUAUUAUUCCAAAGUUUUAUCAAAUUCUUCCUUUCUACAUAAUAUUAAUUUCAAUUAUUUUCGAUCGCUUUUUUUUUUUUUUUUCUGCAUUAUAUUAUUUUUUAGGAAUUUUUUUAGUUUUUUUUUUUUUUUGUUUAUUUUAUAUAGAUGAUUUUGUGAAACUCAAAAAUGAAAAUAAUAUAUAUAUAUUUAAUCAGUAUGUCAUUUGAAUUUAUGGGGAGAGACGUCUCAAUUUAAAUGAAUUUUUUUGUUUUUUUAUUUUUACAUUCUACAUAAAAAAAAACAAAAUGUAUAUUUUUUUUUUUAUAAAUUUAGAGUAAAACCUCUAUCAAAAAUUUACAUACAAUUGAUUAAAGUUAAAAAUGGAAAAAAUAUACAAAAAUUGAGGUUCAGUUGAAUAUUUCUUUUUUUUUUUUUUUUUUGUAAAUUUUUAUCACUUUAAAAAUUAAAAAAAAUUUAUAAUAUAAAUGGGGAUAAUAUUUUAAAUAUAUAAUAAAGUAUAUUUUUUUGAAUAGAAUUAUUGAAAAAUGCUUGCUUACCCUUAUAUUUUCAAUUUUUUUAUGGAAUGUUAAAAAGAUUUUUCUUCUGAUUUGAUAAAAAAAAAAAAUAAAAAAAGGCAGCUAAUAUAUGAAAAUAUAAGGGUAUUAACUAUUCGAAUCAAUGCGUCCUGCCCCAUAUAAUCAUGUUCAAAGAUACUGAUUUUAUCAUUCAAUUUUAAUAACUGUGUAAAUAAAGUAUACUUCUUUAUUUUUAUUUAUUAUUUAAUUUACAAUCUUACAUGUUAUUCAUCUGCGUCAUGAUAUUGUUGACAUUAUCUCAGUUUUAUUAUCCUGAAUGUGUAUAUAUGAAUGUUUAAAAAAAAAAAAAUCAGAGUAUUUCUGAAGAUAAAUAAUAAAAUAUUUUUAAAAUCUGAAAA